AUGUCAGAUAUCAAGGAUGGGAACAAUGACCAUCUCGUAGAGUCCGAUGACCCCGAGCAUCCCGCAAAUUUAAUCCCAGCGCUCUGCCGCAAUUUCUACAGCCAUGGCUGGGUAACUGGCACUGGAGGCGGGGCUUCUAUCAAACGUGACAAUCACAUCUUCAUAGCACCAUCCGGCGUGCAGAAGGAACUAAUCCAACCCCACAACAUCUUCGUCCUCUCCUAUCCGACCCCCAAAUACCCCCCCUCCGCCCGCCAAUAUAUCCGCAAACCACUCAAGUUGAACCCAUCCGCCUGCACACCUCUCUUCCUAGCGGCCUUCGAACGCGGAGCUGGAUGCUGCAUCCAUACACAUUCCCAAUGGGCGGUGCUUGUGACGCUGCUCGUGGAGCGGGAGAAGGGCCCCGAGGGUUGCUUUGAGAUUAGCAACAUUGAGCAAAUCAAGGGCAUCCCUAGAGGCAAAGGCAAGGGCAUGAUGGGGUUCUAUGAUACGUUGAAGAUCCCUAUUAUUGAAAAUACGGCAUUUGAGGAGGAUUUGACACAGAGUCUUGAGGAGGCUAUGGAGAUGUAUCCGGAUACCUAUGCGGUUUUGGUUCGGAGACAUGGCAUAUAUGUUUGGGGAGACGAUGUCGCAAAGGCCAAGACGCAAUGCGAAAGCUUGGAUUAUCUUUUCCAGCUUGCGGUUGAAAUGCAUAGACUUGGUCUGCCUUGGGUGAAAUCGUGA
Messenger RNA from Paracoccidioides brasiliensis Pb18, 723 nucleotides. RefSeq names its product methylthioribulose-1-phosphate dehydratase. Bases 1 to 723 code for a protein of 240 amino acids. The transcript has 3 exons. The record is from RefSeq and is a predicted model, not a curated record. Gene Ontology annotation, cellular component: cytoplasm. Gene Ontology annotation, molecular function: metal ion binding; methylthioribulose 1-phosphate dehydratase activity.